GGACUAGAUAGCAGAAUACAUGCAGUACAUACCUGAUAAGUUUGGUUAAAAAACAAUUUGUAACAGCAAUGUACAAAACCACGAAUGUCCUCUUAGGUCUUGUUGUGGUCCCAGAAUCCUCUCAGGAUAUCAAACGACCGUUUCUGUCAUUCUUCAGACUUUUCGCAGAGCUCUCUUAGUCAAAUCCAAUAUAUAAAAAAACACGAGUUGAAACACCAUAUAUAACUCCUCAGAGCAUAAAACGUCAGAAUACUGGUCGAAAAUCUUAGCUAGAAUCCGGAUAAAGAUAGUAGAUUUUUUUAAAAAAGUUGAUGUUUUCUCUUUCAUUUGAAAAAUACCUCCUCAUCCCCCCAUCUUUUAUUCAAUGGUCAACGGAUGUUUGUGAAGCCCAAAUGAUAAAACUACUAAGGAAGGAUUCAAGUUUACAGGGGCAUCAUAGAUGAGAAAAUUGCAAAAAUUGCAUCAAUAAUUUUGUCCGGGAAUGUAGAUGACACAUAUAUCCAGCUAUUAAUCGAAAUCAGAAACGCGAGCAUAUGAUUGUUAAGGUUGCUCAAUCAGUGCCGAUUCUUUUAUACACUGAAGAGUGUCAGACGAAAAGCUUAAGUAUGGAUUAAAACGUUUGCUCUUUUAAAGCCAUUCUUAGGUUUUGUACCAUCAAAAAGCUGUUUAUAAAAAUCCUAGCAUCCAUAGAUAUGAUAAACAUGUUAUAUCAUAAAGUCCUAUGAAAAUGUUUCAAUAGAAACUCAAUUCCAAAGCAAUAUCGUGCAUUUUCUAUCAAGAAAAAUUACUGUUACAUCAAAUAGAAAUGAACGUAACACCGUUUAAGCUGAAAAUCAAUAAUUUACCGUAAGCCUCAUCUAAUCAUCAAGCUGCAGAGUCGGGCCUUGUUAAGCAAGCAUUGUUGCAAUGAAAUCAACUGUGUGGGUUCUAAUCCUUCCUAUAGAAAUCUGUUUGGAAAUAAAAUCCUGCAUUGACGCUAGCCUUACAACCGUGGACAUAGCAACAAUAUAUCGAAAUUCAAGCUGCAUAAACUUCGAAGCUGUUUAGUCUGUUUGCUUACUUUACAAUGUCUUCAAGAACUUUCUUUCAUUCCGAUAUUAAAUAUUAGAUUAAUAAGUUCCCUCAGAAAAGCUUGCAUUCAGUUGAUAGAAAUCGUUUUUCAACCAAAGCUGUCCGGCAAAAUCCACAAUAGCAGAGGAUUAGAGCUUCAAUUUAUAUGGUGGCACCGCAAGGUUGUUUUUUGUUCUUUUUCUUUUGAACGGGUAGCCUGAAUUAUACCACUUUAAAGUGAAACUGUUGCUCUAUUCCACUUGAAAAUGACAAUUGUGCCAAAUGAGCCAACAGUCAACGCAGAGCCGUUGACAAUCGCGAAGUCGUGGGAUGGGUUUGUCAGUUCUUCAUCGGUACAUGGAAUUAGGUUCACAUCACCAGGAUUUAGUAGAAUUCGGCGCUUCACAUGGGCCUUGAUGUUGGUCACUGGAUUCAGUGUCCUGUUAGGUUCAAUUACUUCGACAGUGGUUGAAUAUUUCCGAUACGAAGUCAACACCGUUAUAACAAUGGUGUCAGAAAGAGAGGUGUCCUUCCCAGCCGUCACCAUUUGCAACUUGAAUACACUUCGAAGAAGUAAAUUCAACGAGGCAAGCAAAGACGCAAAUUACUCCCAAAUGUUUAAUUUGGCCGGAAUAUUAAGUAUGGCUGGUUUGAAAGGUUCCCAAAGAAAUUUGACGAUUCCUUAUAUUAGUGGUAAAAAGGUUCAAGAUAUGUAUAAAUACUUUGGGCACAAUCUGAACAGUUACGAGGAAGGUGGGAUGCUGUUAAACUGCACCUUCAAUGAAAUUUCUUGCAACAAGUCUUACUUUAAGCCCGUUCUUACUAAUUCAGGACAGUGUUAUACUUUUAACCCAGGAGGACAAUUUGGAAGAGAACGCUUUGGCAAAGAAGUAUUAACUGUAAAACAACCUGGCUCUGGGUUCGGUUUAAAAAUUCGCCUCGUCGUGCAGGCAAACGAGUACGUUUUGAUGCCUACUCAUGAGUUCUCAGCAGGGUGGAAAAUGCUGAUACAUGACCAAAAGGAACUGCCUCUGGUCAGAGAUUAUGGUUUUGCAUUGUCGCCUGGAACACACACACUUGUUGGAUUGGUUAAACGAAAGGUGCUCAAUCUAGAGCCCCCAUACACAACUGCUUGCAGAAAAGAACCUCUAGAAACUGGGAGUGCCUACACGUUGAAUGGCUGCCUUAGAAUUUGCCAGGAAAAAUACAUUUACGCCCAAUGUGGUUGCUACGCACCAAUAAAUUUCGUUGAUGGAAAAGAUUUCGAGCUUUGCGAUUUAGAGAAGUCUAUAAAGUGUGUACUUCCUGCACUUGAUAAUUUUAGGAAACAUGGAAACAAAUGUGUUUGCCCUGACCCCUGUGAGUCUGUGGAAUACACCCCGUACCUCAGUUAUGCUUACUUUCCAUCGGACGUCUAUGCUGUCGAAGUUGCCAAUCAUUUGGUGAACAUUGGGAUUUCCAAAUCCAACGAGUCUGCAUUGAUUUACUUCAGAAAAAAUGUAAUCGAGCUGGAUGUGUUCUUUCAACAAAUGAGUCAUAUUGUGAUAAGACAAAGCCCUGCUAAAACCCUUAGAGACAUUUACAGUGAGCUCGGAGGCCUACUUGGUGCAUCUCUUGGCGCUAGUUUUCUGACGUUUAUUGAGCUAUUCGAUUUCAUAUGGACAUGCAUCUUACGAAAGUUUGAGAAACGGCGUGAAAAGAAGACCCACAUCGAAUCAUUGUCGCAGUAAUCUGCGGAGAUCGAUAUUCUGUUUGUAGGAUAAUGUGAUAUUGUUGGAAUCGAUUACAAUUAUAUUAGGAAAACGUUCAAAAUUACAUUUAAAGGGGGAGAAAUGUUAUUUCUAAGAAACCUAGCCAACAUAUUGACACAACUGUUCUCUUUCGGACGUGCAUUGUAUUUCAAAUUGUAAAUAAUUACCCAGUUCCUUGAUAUUUGAAGUUUAUUCCCUAAUGCUUCGUUAUUUCAGUUGUUUAGGUAUUUAUUCUUUGCAGUUUUUUAAACUUUAAAGUUCAACUUGGCUGCUUAUCUAAUAAAUUUCUGCGUUAAGAGGCAGUGCCGUCGGAACGAAAUUCAUAUUGGGGGGGGGGGGGGGGGGGGGGGUGGGGCUGCCAAUUGUUUUCCUUCUCAUUCAGUACACUGUUAUAAAGAAAACAUACUGCAGUUUGACAAUUAUUGGGGAGCUCCAGCCCCCAGUUCCGACGGGCCUGAGGGGGAAAUGGAAGGGUCUUGCAGGGCCACCGGCGAUGGGGCUUUAUUGGUGCGGUGUAAUUCAGAGAUAUUGUAUUACAAUCCAGUGAGUUUAUUUCAUUUACCAAAAAGCGAGCUUUUGGUCGAGUGAAUCCCUCACUCAGCAAAUGCUUUAUUGAACGAGAUGUGAUUUUUGUGAAGGAAGGAUGUUUUUAAAAAAUAAGCUUUCAGUUAGCUUUCAAUAUAAAGAGUUUCCAGUAGUGUCUUUCCCCCUAACCCCAUUGAGAAUGUUUGUUUGCACGGCCCUGUAUUUAGUAAAUAUAAUUUGAGUUCUAUUUGAGAGGACAGCUACUCCAACGGAGAUGAUUAGGUAUAUUACACUGGGUGCGGUGAAGUCAACUCAACCCAAGCCCACUGCCAAACCCCUUCAUGUAGGAGAAACGCAGCAACAACAACAGUUGCAAGAGAAGCAACAACAACAACCUCGUUUGUGUGGGAGGAAAAACAUGUUGACUGUUCAAAAUUUUUUAGUCAGCUGUGAUUCGUCUUCAAGAAGAAUCACGAAGUUUAAUGUCAGGUUUUUGGUUGCAAAGAAUGAGGUAUGCGUUUUUCCUCUGAGUGUAACACAACACAUUCACAAGAUGUAUAUUCAGUAAUAGGAGGUAGAAAACACAACCAAAACUUAACAGUGUCCAAUAAGCUCUCUAGUGGUGCGGCGUUAUUUACAUUGGUGGUUGGUUAAAAUCUCCUGACAUGAAUAUUCGGUUGCAAGAUGAUGA
This is a messenger RNA of Rhopilema esculentum, 4017 nucleotides long. The record is from RefSeq and is a predicted model, not a curated record. Lineage: Eukaryota; Metazoa; Cnidaria; Scyphozoa; Rhizostomeae; Rhizostomatidae.